UUGUUCAUGUCUUGCCCCGGCGUCACAUCGCUGCAUCCCGCGCCCCGUCACCCACUCGUACUCCGAGGAACUUUAACCCCACUCCUGUCACCUCCCUAGUUCGUGCCUCCAAGAAUGGGACUGAUGCUUUCACUCGUAAUAUCAUACGCGGGAAUAAACGAAGCGAUAGAAUGCUUGAAGCACAUAAUUAGAGGUGUCGUGCCCGACGGCGAACCUAACUUUGAAGCACUAGUCGAAUACUACACGCGGCUACUAAAUAAAUCAUCAAACCCAUCGUCCCCCGGAGAAUGGAUAAAGGAAUGCGGCCAAGGAUAUCUCGUCUUGACGGAAGAUAAAAAUGGUUCACUCAAAUCCGCAGCUGUCAAAUAUUAUGGACAAACACGGUCGGCCGCCAUCUUGUUCUCCACCAAAAUCUCUAGUUUCGGUCAAGAAUCUGUCGAAGAGAAUUCUCAAGCUAACGGUGACUAUGGAGCAGAUCUAUAUACACCGACAAAAACUAAAACCAUUAUAUCAAAUACUUCCGAGUCAAUUAGUAUAGGAGGAAGGAGUAGAAUAACUACUCCUCAAAAUACAUUUGAUAACGAAGAAGAAUUAAAUGCAGCUAUUGAAAACAAAGAUAAAUUGUCUUGGCAUUACAAACCCCAAAGUCCAUCCCGGAAACCACUACCAGAAAUACAUUUCCAAUCAUACGACGCCGACAGGGACAGCACCGCUUACAGCGAUGAUUUUUUAAGAUCACUUGACGGGAUUAAGUUUCGCCCUUUACAACGUAACGACCCGAGCGGGCGUCGCAGAAGUUUUAGGAAACGCCAUUCUUCUUCAUCAAAUUCAUCGAGAGACUCAAAAGCAUCGCGAGACGAAGAAUUAAAAAUGUUUACUUCACUAGAGGAGGAAGAAUUUAGAAAAAUGAAUGAAAACGAGAACAUCGGAAGAUUCGGAAGCACGCCUAAUUUAUCGGCUCGUUCUUAUUCCAGAAGUCGAUCGAGAGAGAAGUCGAAGGAGAGAAGAAACGAUAGAUGGAGCACAGAAGGGUCAGUGGAUAGCUCGCCCAAAGCAGACGUUGAAGAGGUCAGACCUAGACUGAAAGAGGUGCCGAAAUUAGGCUCGUUCGUGGAAGAAAAAGACGAUAGCAAAGAUCCAAACGAGCUCAUUUUCAGCGGCGAAUACACGAAGGCGAUGAACAAGGACUGGCACAGCGGUCACUUUUGCUGCUGGCAGUGCGACGAGUCGCUGACCGGUCAGCGCUAUGUGCUGCGCGACGACCACCCCUACUGCAUCAAGUGCUACGAGAGCGUCUUCGCCAACGGCUGCGAGGAGUGCAACAAGAUCAUCGGCAUCGACUCCAAGGAUCUGUCGUACAAGGACAAGCACUGGCACGAGGCUUGCUUCUUGUGUGCCAAGUGCCGCGUGUCGCUCGUCGACAAGCAGUUCGGCUCCAAGCUUGAGAAGAUCUACUGCGGCAACUGCUACGACGCACAGUUCGCCAGCCGUUGCGAUGGCUGCGGAGAGGUCUUCCGUGCUGGCACUAAGAAGAUGGAGUACAAGACCCGGCAGUGGCACGAGAAGUGCUUCUGCUGCGUGGUGUGCAAGAACCCCAUCGGCACCAAGAGCUUCAUCCCGCGCGAGCAGGAGAUCUACUGCGCCGGCUGCUACGAGGACAAGUUCGCCACUCGCUGCGUCAAGUGCAAUAAGAUAAUAACUCAAGGCGGCGUGACAUACAAGAACGAGCCGUGGCACCGCGAGUGCUUCACGUGCACUCACUGCGACACGUCGCUGGCGGGACAGCGCUUCACGUCGCGUGACGACAAGCCUUACUGCGCCGACUGCUUCGGAGAGCUCUUCGCCAAGCGCUGCACUUCCUGCACCAAGCCCAUUACUGGUAUCGGCGGAACUCGCUUCAUCUCGUUCGAGGACCGACACUGGCACAACGACUGCUUCAUCUGCGCGCAGUGCAGCGCCUCACUCGUCGGCAAGGGCUUCAUCACCGACGGCCAGGACAUCAUCUGUCCCGAGUGCGCCAAACAGAAGCUCAUGUAAAUACCGCCCUCGCCCCGCCCUCGCCCGCCCUCGCCCCGCCCACACGCACACACAACAUAUAACAUUACUUCAAACUAUAUAUAUUUACGAUAAUAUCAUUGUACACAACGAACAACGAACAUCACAAGACACAACAUAUAAUAAAUAACAACGAUUUACUCGCGAUACGAUCCGAUCAUGUCUGCGUGAACAUUAACGCUUCACAUCUAAAUACUGAAUUUUUAAAUCAUCUUCAUUGGCGGUAGAUUUAAAUCUAACAUUUCGAUAGCACUAAAGCUAAUUUAUAAGGAGCUAAUAAAUGUGAUGCGAUGCUUGGACCACUCAAAAUGGUCAUUUUGUAAAAUCGUAAAUCUACCAAGAUAUAUUAUAUCUUCAUCUUGCCUAUUUACAAGAAAAUAAAAUAUUUUUAGAUGUUUUUGGUAGAAUUUAAUAGCUUUAGCCUCACGAGGACUCGCAGGCUUACAGCUUGGUGUGUUCCCGCUAAAUAUAUGAAAUCCUCACGAUGUUCUGUGCUUGUUGUGCAGCGACAAAACGAUCCUACCGUUAGUCGCUAAAGCGCGAGACUGGUGCGUGUUCCGAGAGCAGGGCCCCGCCCCCGAGACCCUGGACGACCUUCUACACAAAACCAAUUUCAGAAAGGUCUUCCCUAAAUAACAUCUGUACGAUAUUUUUAUAAAGAAAACUAUAAAAUAACAAAAAAAAAAUGUGGAUGCACAAAUAAAGUAUUUA
Papilio machaon (common yellow swallowtail) is the source of this 2766-nucleotide messenger RNA. RefSeq names its product four and a half LIM domains protein 2 (gene Lmpt). The record is from RefSeq and is a predicted model, not a curated record. Lineage: Eukaryota; Metazoa; Arthropoda; Insecta; Lepidoptera; Papilionidae. Bases 115 to 2037 code for a protein of 640 amino acids. Gene Ontology annotation, cellular component: nucleus; Z disc. Gene Ontology annotation, molecular function: transcription coregulator activity; zinc ion binding. The transcript is spliced from 7 exons.